GCUUGCCGUUCAUCAGUAGACAGGGUUUGAUGCUGAGGAGAGAGCAUCUUCACUGCAGCACUGUUAGGCCGUAUGUUUGGGUUGGUGUGAUGUCUGACAGAGGACUGUCAUUAUUAUUAUUCCUCCAUGUUGUUUUAUCGCUGUGAUUCCAGUCUGAUCCGGAUCUCUGGUUCCGCCUCCUGAGCUCAGCCAUGGUGGAUCUGGCCGAAAGUGGUGCAGUGUUGGCCGGCCACGGCAGACACGGACCGGGCUCUGGCUCUGGCAAUAACGGGAAGAAAACGUCGAAAAAGUCGCGAACGAGGAGAGGAAAACGAGGCCGGAGGAGAAGGAAUAAAAAGAACAACAGGAACAACAAAACACCACCACCGUAUUUACCACCGGAGGCUGAAGAAGGAAACAUUGAAUAUAAGCUGAAGCUGGUCAACCCCACUCAGUACCGCUUCGAGCAUCUGGCCACGCAGCUGAAGUGGCGUCUGCAGGAGGGCCGAGGCGAGGCCGUCUACCAGAUCGGGGUGGAGGACAACGGCCUGCUGGUUGGCCUGACGGAGGCCGACAUGAAGGCCUCCCUGAAGACCUUGAAGAGGAUGGCAGAGAAAGUCGGGGCCGACAUCACGCUCCUCCGAGAGAGAGAGGUGGACUACGACUCAGACAGAAACACUCGCAAGAUCGCAGAAGUUCUUGUUCGAAAAGUUCCUGAUGAUCAGCAGUUCCUGGACCUGCGGGUGGCGGUCCUGGGGAACGUGGACUCGGGGAAGUCCACCCUGCUGGGCGUCUUGACGCAGGGCGAGCUGGACAACGGUCGAGGCCGAGCUCGGCUCAACCUCUUCAGACAUCUGCACGAGAUCCAGACGGGACGCACCUCCAGCAUCAGCUUCGAGAUCCUGGGCUUCAACAGCAAAGGAGAGGUCGUGAACUACAGUGAGUCCCGGACAGCAGAGGAAAUCUGUGAGAGUUCCUCCAAAAUGAUCACCUUCAUUGACCUUGCAGGACACCAUAAGUACCUGAAGACCACCAUCUUUGGCCUCACCAGUUACUGCCCCGACUUUGCUAUGCUGGUGGUGAGCGCCAACACCGGCAUCGCCGGUACGACUCGGGAGCACCUGGGCCUGGCCAUGGCGCUGAAAGUUCCCAUUUUUAUCGUGGUCAGUAAAGUGGACCUGUGUUUCCGCGGCACCGUGGAGCGAACGGUCCGACAGCUGGAGCGAGUCCUGAAGCAACCGGGCUGCAACAAGGUUCCCAUGGUGGUGUCCAACCCCGACGACGCCGUGACGGCAGCACAGCAGUUUGCUCAGUCAGCAUGCAUCACACCCAUCUUCACCCUGUCCAGCGUGUCCGGUGAGAGUCUGGACCUCCUGAAGGUUUUCCUGAACAUCCUCCCUCCACUGAGCAACAGCAAGGAGCAGGAGGAGCUGAUGCAGCAGCUCACGGAGUUCCAGGUGGAUGAGAUCUACUCGGUUCCUGACGUUGGGACCGUGGUGGGAGGAACUCUCUACAGCGGAGUGUGUCGGGAGGGCGAGCGGCUGGUGGUCGGUCCGACAGACGAGGGCCGUUUCCUGCGUCUGAAGGUGGGCAGCAUCCAGAGGAACCGCUCGGCCUGCAGGGUGCUGAGGGCAGGACAGGCGGCUACGCUGGCUCUGGGAAACUUCGACCGCUCGCUGCUUCGUAAGGGCAUGGUGAUGGUCAGUCCCAAGAUGAAUCCAACCAUCUGCUGUCAGUUUGAAGCCGCCAUCGUCCUCCUCUUCCACGCCAAGACUUUCCGUCGGGGGUCUCAGGUCACUGUUCACGUCGGGAACGUCCGGCAGACGGCCACGGUGGAGUGUCUUCAUGGAAAGGACGAGCUUCGAACAGGUGAACGGGCCGUCGUUCGCUUCCGAUUCAUCAAACACCCAGAGUACCUGCGGCUCGGCGCCAAGCUGCUGUUCAGGGAAGGCGUCACUAAAGGCAUCGGCCACGUCGCUCGCCUGCUGCCCCCCUCCCAGAACCAGGACCAGAACCAAAUCCACGACCAGAACCUCCAGGAGCAUUAAAGAUGCUCCAUCUCUGGAUGGACAGAUGUGGAGCUCCGUGAGAACUUUAAGGUCCUCUGAUUGGGUUUACCAUGGGGUGUGUUAAUCCGCCUGUCCUGGAUCUAUAUUCCUACUCUUAGUCUUUCCCACCAUCAUCAUCAUCAUCAUCAUCAUCUUCCCCCAGGAGACGUCGGCGUCUUGAUGUAAAGCUGGAUGACCUCAGCGGACCUGAUGUUGCGCCACAGAUUGAUUGGAAAAAGCCGUUUGUCACGAUAAGCGGGAUUAUUUUGGGGGGAUUUGAGGAAUUAACGCAGCAGUUCUGCUUCUUUGCUGAUGGACAGACUCCUCCGUUCUCCAUCCCAUAAUGCAACAUGCCUGCAUGCUCAGACUGAACAUGACAUCUGCUGAGGGAGAUGAUAUUCAGAGGCGCUACUCUGAGGUGAAGCUCAUUUCUGACGGUUGAGUUCGUUCUUCAUGUUCCACCCCGUUAACUUCCUGUAUGUUCAACCUUUUCUACAACAGCUGAGCGUUUCUAUGGAGCUCCACAGCUGGAUAGAUCACUGAUCACUUGUGUGGACUAAUCGCAAGUUAGCAACAAGUUUCUGUUGAAGCAGGAACCAAAGCUACAGGAUUUUGUUUCUCUGAUCAGUUAUGGAGGAGCACCCCGGUGUUACCCCAGUCUACAAGGGCAGCUGUGGGUUUGUUUUCUACAGAUCCGUUGUUCAUUCUUCUUAAUGAAGGCUGCAGCUGUUUGUUGACAGGUGGACGCCCUCAGAGGACAGUCUGAUGUCUCACCUCCACUCAGCCUCCACCUCUGGGCUCGUUUCUGGAUCAACCAGGACUUAGGAGCCACUGAGCUUCAGAGCUGCUGCUGGGGAACCUGUGGGUGAUGUGACAUCUUUCUACAGUCAGUGUUCAGGACAUAGACAGAGCCCACAUUCUUUAUUUCACCCAUUUCAGCUGCACUUCCACAGUAUGUCCACCGUGGACGUACGGCUUCAUCAUGACAUCGUGCCUUAAGCUUCCUUCGUUUAUCUGUUUUCUUUGUGAAAGGAUUCUUUGUCUUUAUGGGUCAGAUACUGACACUUAGAAGACGGAUCCUCUAGAGGAUUGUGGGUCAGAAAAGCACACUGGUUUACAUCCAAGGACAUCCUGGUAGUUCUGGUCAACAUGGCUUCAUUUUUUGACAUUUGAUAAGGGAAGUUUUGGGUCAAACUAAAUCUUUCUUUGGCGUCCCCCCUACAUCAUACUACUGGAGUAUUCCUAAAGGGAUGCAGCAACACAUUUUGUCAAACAGUUUACUUCCUGUUAGACCAGGGGUGUCAAACUCAUCUUAGUUCAGGUUCCACAUUCAGUCCAGUCUGAUCUAAAGUGGACCGGACCAGUAAAACCACAGCAUGAUAACCCAUAAAACUCCACAUUUUUCUUUUGUUUUAGUGCAAACAAGUACGUUCUUCAAAUGUUCAUAUUUAAUGAACAAAACAUUACGAACAACCUGAAGUUUCUUCAGAAAAAUAAAUUCAGUUUCAUCAGCAUUCAGCCUCAGUUUAUCAUUUCCACAUUACAACUUCCAAAGGAACACAUUUAGUCAUGAUCAAAACGACAGUCUGACAAGAAAAGACAAAAUAUCACAAAAAUGAAGCACAAAGUGACGAGAACUAAAUGACAGAAAAUGAGACAAAUGACAGGAAAUAAACAGAAAAGAGAAAAAAAUGGACAAAUGACAAAAAUGAGACAAAACAAUUACAGAAACGACACAAAUGAGACCAGAAAUGACAAAAAUAAGAAACAAAACAACAAAUUGACAAAAAAAACUGAAGUGAGACAAAGAAACACAAGACAACAAAAAUGACACACAAAAUAACAGCGAAACACAAAAUGACAAAAAUAAGACAAUAAACACAAGCAAAACAAAAAGGAAACACAAAACGACGAAAACAAGAGACAAACGACAAAAGUCAGACAAAAAAAGACAAAAAACAACAAAAACAAAGCAAAGUAUUACAAAAAUGAGACACAAAGAAAAAGAACAAAGAAUAAUCUAGUAUUUUACUUUACGAUCCAAACAACUUGUCAUGGACUAGAAAAAGACACAAAAUAAAACAAACUUGUCAUGGCCUCAUAUUGGACACCCCUGUGUUUGACGGUGGACUGGGUGCUAUGUUACCGUGGUUACCCAGCUAGUCUGCGGUCCCUAAACAUUGAGACAUGUCGAAGACGUUUGCUGCUGUUGGUCUUCAGCAGAGAUCCUCUCCUGCCGUCCAGCAGCUCCACAUGAGCCCAGAAAGACCGAUUCUAUGGAAUGAAAGCUUUCUCCAGUGUUCUCCUUCCUGCCUCCCACUGAGUUUGUUCAGCUGUUGAAUCCUCCACAUCCACUAUCUGUAUUUACAAUGAAUGACUCUGAUGUUUGCAUCUUGGUUUCGCGUUUGUCCAGACGAUGUUCAGCUCUGAUCUGAAACGCGUGAAGGUUCGAUGUCCGGCAGCUUUUUGCAGUGAAACUUAACCUGCAUGCUCUGAAACCCUCUCGUUUAUCUGGUGAAGUGUUGAUGCAGUUUUUUUAUUUUCCUGAGGUUCUGUGCAAUUAUAAAACUAAGUAUUGAAUGUACUCUCCAUGAUGUUGUGUGGCAUUUGGAAGUGGAGCUACCGUUGACUUUGCACUUUCUAUUCUGAUUGUGAGACGGCAGCUUUAGGGUGGAGUUAUCAGUCUGUUUUUCCUGCUGACCGUCCCUCCAGCCGAUUAAUAACAUCAUAGUUCAAAAUGAAA
This is a messenger RNA of Acanthochromis polyacanthus (spiny chromis), 4770 nucleotides long. It is a transcript of the gene gtpbp2b, whose product is annotated as GTP binding protein 2b. The record is from RefSeq and is a predicted model, not a curated record. The transcript has 12 exons. Gene Ontology annotation, biological process: translational elongation. Bases 192 to 2027 code for a protein of 611 amino acids. Gene Ontology annotation, molecular function: GTP binding; translation elongation factor activity; GTPase activity. NCBI's taxonomy places the organism in Eukaryota, Metazoa, Chordata, Actinopteri, Pomacentridae.